Messenger RNA from Adineta steineri, 824 nucleotides. NCBI's taxonomy places the organism in Eukaryota, Metazoa, Rotifera, Eurotatoria, Adinetida, Adinetidae. The record is from the annotation of a GenBank genome assembly.
AUGAUGAAACUCUUUCUACAUCUACCGAUAAUCUUUCAUCGACAAAUAUCUGUUUUUGAUAUAAUUGUUGAUAAACCUCAAGCAUCAACAUAUCUUCAAACACGUGGUAUUAAUUUAAUAUUAAGUGGUGUAACAAAUAUUGGUACAAUUGCAAUAGAUGUACCAGUAAGACCACAAGAAGUUGAUGAUCUUGUUAAUCGUACUGGUCAUUUAGUAACAUCGUAUGUUCAAGAAUUUCUUCCUGAUGAUACGCAACAAACAUCUUCGAUACUGACAAUAAUUAAUACAAAUAAUAAAUUAAUUAAUACAAGUUCAGUGGUUUAUCCAGCGGGGGGGCACGGGGCUUUUUGCCCCCUCGGAGGGUGCUCCUGCCCCCCCGGAAUUCAGAAAAAUUACGCUUUUUGAGUCUGAAACUCUACGUUUGCCCCCUCAGAAGAGAGAUUUUUGCUCCCCCGGCAGUUAAUUUCGCACCCUCGGACGAAAAAAGCUGGAUAAAACACUGUACAAGUUUAAAUACAGUAUCUCUCAUUCCUCAAACAAUUCAUACAGUAUCUCCUCAUUUUUAUCCAUUUGUAUUUGUUAUCACGCAUCAUGCGCAGCUCAAUAUCAGUUCUGAUUACAAUAUAAUCACAUCACCAAUUAUUGGUCUUGUGCAAAAUAUAAUGAGUGGUUGCAGGUGUGAUCUUUAAUUAGAAUCUAACCUCACACUGAAAAAAAAAUCCGGAGAAUUAUAAACCUUCAAAAAAGGUUUAUAACUGAAAAAUUCGUUUAUCAACGCGCUCUACCCCUUGAUAAACCCUUUUUUCUUAAAAAACCCAAGAAGG